AUGGAUUACAUCAACAAAGCCUUAGAUUUGAGCAGCAAAACCAAAGACUCGAAUGAAAAAAACCUCGAUUACAACCGUCAGAUCAAGACAGCUUCGACUGAGAUCUUCAACGAUGGUCGAGUUGAAUCGAAUUCUCAGAGUGGUAGACGCCUUCUCAACAUACUUAUGGAAACUGAACAAGAUAUGAGGAAACAACGACGUAAAAAACGCAACCAAGAUAAGAAUCGCCGCUCAUCUUUUACUAUGGGAGAUCUAAUUCUCCUCUCAGACCAAUCUCAUCCCAAUUAUGCACCAGAACGCUCGAUCUGA
This is a messenger RNA of Penicillium taxi, 309 nucleotides long. RefSeq lists its product as uncharacterized. The record is from RefSeq and is a predicted model, not a curated record. NCBI's taxonomy places the organism in Eukaryota, Fungi, Ascomycota, Eurotiomycetes, Eurotiales, Aspergillaceae. Bases 1 to 309 code for a protein of 102 amino acids. The transcript has a single exon.